AUGCUGUUUCCAUCUUCGCAACCGUCACAUAUACCAUCAUCUACUAUUGAUUCACAAUAUGAUACAACAACAGGUUAUUCAUCAUCGUCGUAUACACGAUGGCCACGAUCACUUGGUAAAAAUUAUAAUGCUGCUAGGACUAGUAAUUCUUCGUCACGUCGACGUCAUCAAUUUCCAAAUGAACCAUGUUCAGAUAUUUUACAUUAUCAAUAUGCACGACAACAACAACCAAUCUAUUCAAGGAUCAGUCCACAACGAUCAUCAAUAAAUAAUAUUUUGCCGUAA
Molecule: messenger RNA, 285 nt
Organism: Rotaria sp. Silwood1
Lineage: Eukaryota; Metazoa; Rotifera; Eurotatoria; Philodinida; Philodinidae
Source: the annotation of a GenBank genome assembly